Arachis stenosperma is the source of this 609-nucleotide messenger RNA. RefSeq names its product WAT1-related protein At3g30340-like. Gene Ontology annotation, molecular function: transmembrane transporter activity. Gene Ontology annotation, cellular component: plasma membrane. The coding region runs from base 1 to 609 and encodes 202 amino acids. The record is from RefSeq and is a predicted model, not a curated record. Lineage: Eukaryota; Viridiplantae; Streptophyta; Magnoliopsida; Fabales; Fabaceae. The transcript has 5 exons.
AUGUACGUCGUCGCACAGCUUCUUAGUGGCAUCGCCGUCACUUCCAAAAUCUCCCUAUCGACGGAGCUCUCCACCCUCAUCGGUGCAUCAGAAGCAUUUCAAAUUUUGUCAAAUGUUGGCUUAGUUAGUACAGCUUAUGUCAACAGAUUAUGGAUGUGGCUGGUUUCCUUAUGUUACAUCUUCUUCAGUGCCAUUGUGGGGGCAUCAGUGACACAAUAUUUCUUCCUGCUGGGGAUCCAAUAUACUUCUGCUACCUUUGCUUGUGCAUUCAUCAACAUGGUGCCUGUGAUCACAUUCAUUAUGGCAUUACCAUUUGGGUUAGAGAGUGUGAACAUUAAGUGCAAGAGUGGGAGAGCAAAGAUUCUUGGGACAUUGGUGUGCAUAGGGGGUGCAUUGUUGUUGACACUUUAUAAAGGAAAGCCCUUGUUUAACUAUGCUUCUGCAACUUCUAUAGAAAAGUCAGGAACAAGUAGUAGUAGUGGAAGAUGGAUCAUUGGUGUUGUGGCUUUGAUUAUUGGAACACUGUUUUGGUCAUCUUGGUACAUAGUACAGUUAAGCAUAAGCAAGAGGUUCCCAUGUCAAUACUCAAGCUGUCAAGCACAGCCCUGA